CUCACUCGCCCCCCCAUUACAUACACCGCCCUUAUGCCUUCUUACCCCACAGUCGGCCAUGAAUCCGGGUUCAGGUGGCGCAUACAUGGGCGCGCUCCCGUUCGCGUCACAGAACACAAUCAACCAGCACCCACACCAGGGUAUCAAUCCGGCGAUGCUGGCCGGCUUCAAUCAACAGCCCCAACCACAACAGACCUCUUUCGGUGGAGCUGUCAGUCCCGCCCAGCUUCUCAAUGGGAUGGGUGGUAUGCAGCAGCCGCCCUCUAACCAGCAACACAUGCCGAUGUCGAAUGGCGCCGCGAUGAAUCCUGCCGCUCUCUCCGCGCCACCGAACGCGACGAUGCCAUCUGGAGGCGCGAACGCCUUCCCGCACACGGCGUCAGGCGCGCCCCUUCAUUCCCUAGCCCAACAGCAACAAAUGCAAGCGCAACUGGUGCAGAUAAUGAUGAACUCAGGCAUCACUCGUGAACAGAUCGCUGCCAUGAAUCCGCCGGAGCGCACUGCUGCUCUCAGAAAUGCGAUGGUUGUCUUUCGACAGCAUGCACAAGCUGCUUCUCAAGCACAAGCUGCUCAACAGCACCAUACCACCGAGCAGAGCGCUUUCAACAGACCAGGGCAUGGGAGCGCAGCGACGGGGAUGGGCAACGGAAGCGUUGGAGGCAUGAACAUGGGCGCGCUGGAAGCAGAAGGUGCACAAACUUCGCCACAGCCCAACAAUUUCCAGCCAGCAAAGAGUGCGGUCGUUCCACAUUUUGGGACGACAGUACAGAACACGCAUCAACCAUCGCCAUCUUUUCCUUCUCGACUGCCCUCGGGGGAUCCAUCACCUUCGGUCCUUCGUUCGAACUCGUCAGGGUCCACCCCCGAAUCCAAUAGUCUUCUCUCUGCAUCUGGGCAGCCUCAGACAUUUGCGAAGGUACAACGCAUAAGCUCGCCUGUCAAGGCCACUCCAGCGUUGCCUGUUUCCGGCUCUGUGACCAGCGCGUCUACUCCAGCUCAAGUAACGUCCUCGAAUGUACCACUACCAUCGCUCCCAGCCUCAGUGAACCUCAAUCCGAAUAUUACGCGCGUCACUGUCGUUCCUCUCUCCACUUCACGCGAAACAAUUCCUGCGCUGGAGGCUACCGAGAUCAAAGAUGUGAAAUCUUGGAUGGAAAUCGAUACGCGAUAUGAGGCCGUUGUGCGGGACAUGACGGAGAAGAUGUCAGCCGAGUCUCGGGAUGCACUUAAUGGACCCAAUAUCCCUUGGUGGGACCGUGGAUCACUUGCGACCAACAACAGCAAGUUUCUUGUCGGUCGUGAAAAGUUUGACGUGCGAUAUCCACAUCGCAAACGUGAUCGCGAAGAGUCACGCAGGAAGCCCAAGCGUGAGGGUCUCAAGAUACCUGGGAAACCGAGCUCCGAGCAGGCAGCGCGGGAAGAAGAACUGGUUCCCAUCCGCGUCGAGUUUGAUGUUGAGCACCAGAAAAUCCGGGACACCUUUGUUUGGGACCUUAAUGCAUCUAUCGCCUUGGCGGAUUUCGCACAAACUGUGAUCGAAGAUUACAGUUUGCCUGCUGCCUAUCAUGGGGUCAUCGUCAAGUCCAUUGAAGACCAGCUUAGCGACUAUCGCGCGCAUUCGGUGGCCGUUGACCGAUUUUUACCUGACUCUAGGCCUGGGGCUGGCCUACUUGAAGGAGACAGCGCAGAAUGGUGGGCAGGCUGGCGCAAGCGGCUGAGACCGGAAUCCCACGCCAAAGCCCGUAAACGCCCGAGGCUUGUCAAGAAAGAGUCUGAAGACGAUCGGGCCAUGUCGCUGGACGAGUUUCUCGUGGAUUCCAAUGCUGAACACCAAGACUUGCGUAUUUUGAUUCGACUCGACGUGACGGUAGGCUCGAUGAAGCUCGACGACCAAUUCGAAUGGGACCUCGAUAACCCAGAUGCGUCGCCGGAGGAGUUUGCCCGAAUCUACACGCAAGAUCUUGGUUUGAGCGGGGAAUUCCGCACUGCGAUUGCACAUCUUAUUCGCGAGCAAGUGGUCGCCCAUCAGAAGUCGCUAUUUCUGGUCGGUCACCCGAUGGAUGGGACCGCUGUGCAGGACGAGGAACUGCGAUAUGCCUUUCUGCCCAGCCUUGCUUCGGGUGCUCGAUCGAUGGACCAGGUCCAAGCGUUUACCCCACUCCUCAACUACCUCAGCGACGGCGAACUCGAACGUAACGACAAAGAACGAGAAAAAGAUAUGAACAAACGCAAGAAGCGAAAUCGUGGCGGACGACGCGGUGUGCCUCUACCUGAUCGGGAGCCAAUUCGCACCUGCCGCACGCCGGCCAUCGGGUUCCCCGAGCCAGACCCUGCGGUCGUCGCUGCGGCUGUGGCUGUCCACGCGCCAGUCUCUCGGCGUGCGGCAGCGGCAGCUGCCUCUCUCACGAUUGCCAAUCUCGUUGCGUCUGAGAAUGGAGAAUCUCGCACCAGCUUCACGCCAUCCUUGCCAUCCUUGCCGGCGCCGCCACCGCUCGUCGUCAAGCCCAAGUCGGUGAAAGGGUUUUUCAAACCCCCGCAGUUGGACAAGUCGAUUCUCCGGGCCCGAGCUCGUGUCCCUGCGCCGAUACCGUCCACUGGAGCUGAUGUAACUAAACUCCCCGUUCCUCUGGAGAAUGAUCCACCCCCGGCACCGAUUGUAACCGCGAGUUAUCCGCGGGCCCCCAGACCAGUCACAGCCAAACGGGCCAAGGAACUGGAGCGAGAAGCCAAAGAACGAGAAUUUGCCGAAGGACAGCAUGAGAAUAUGAUCGACGGUAUCUGGCAUUGCUCCAAUUGUGGAUGUCCAGACAGCAUCGCCAUUGGCCGUAGAAAGGGCCCCCUCGGGGAUAAAUCCCAAUGUGGAGCCUGUGGAAAAUACUGGCAUCGUUUCCGCCGGCCGCGGCCGUUUGACUAUAACCCGAGCUAUGACUAUCACGCCAACCUUCUGAAGAAGGAAGCCGACCAGGCAAAGCGAAAGCGACGUCCUGCAGCAAGCAGUGUUGCCCCAGAAAUAGUUUCGCGUCAGUCUCCUGUACGGGACGUCUCACCGGCGUCGACCGCGUCGACCUCCUCUGAGGCUCCCUUGGCACAGAGGAUCAAGAUCAAGCGGUCUCAGCCAGCAGCAGCCUCACCCACUACGCUCUCGACACCGCCGGAAAUACCCGCUCCAUCCCCCGCACCGCCACCACCGACUGUCAACAUCUCUCCCCGACCUCAAAUAGAUCUCAGCCAGCUUCCUCCUAGACCAACAAAGGCAUGUGACUACUUUCUGAGCAACUCCCUGGACUUACAUGAGAAUGCAGCCUCCUCAGUGGCUCGUCCAGGCGAUGCAAGUUACCCAGGCGAAAUGGGAGAACGACAGGUUUGAUGUUCUUCCUAAAGCCAGUCCCACGGCCUGGGAGUGGCGCGUCAAGUGCCUGGACUGUCCUGGCAAGAUAUACAUCACGGGUCCCGGCGAGACGCUGGAGAACUACGAGUUGCACCUGACCAACAGGCUGCAUCGUCAGCGCGUGAAUGAUCGAAUACAGAAUUCCAGCGCAGGAUGAAGGACGUGUAUUAUCUUUAUCUGUAUUGAGUUGCGGGCUUUUAUGUUGUUGUCGUAAAACUGUAAUUCCAGGGACCCACAUUAGAUUCGCCAUCUAAUCUCGCGAAUACACCUCCUACUGAUCUUGUGCAACAUCCGCAUAGUGCGAAACCCGCACCGCUGUUGGCGACGGUGGGCUUGGCACACGUGCUUCGCCCCCGGCUCCUGCUGUGAGCUUGCACUUGCAACACACUCUCCGUUAUGUCUUCUACCUCGUUUCUGCGAACCCGACGCUCUUUGUACAGUAAUUCCACUACCUUAUGUGCAAAUAUCCGGCACGCGACGCCUGGUCGCGUGCCCGAUCGCACGCGUGCCACACGCUAUUACUCUUCGAAAACACCAUCACCUUCUUCAGCGGCGCGCCCAGCUCCCCAGCCAUCUCGAAAGGCCCGUAAAGUCUGGGCAGCCAAACCGCCUCCUGUCUCGACCAGCGGAACGGCGGAGAGCAUCGACUCAAGCGUUGCAUUCACUCCGUCGCCGUUCUCGAUUCCCGGUAGCCCUGCGUUCGGCGGAAAUUCGUUGCGCGAUGCCGCGCUCACCACUGUCGUGGGUCUCGGACUGGUCUUCGUGGGCGGUGUCGGGUAUAUGAAGUGGUACAAGUGGAACGUCCUGCGCAAGGUGCGCGCUGCCCCCGUGUCGAAGCUGUGUGCUGUGCUGUGCUGCUGUGUUCUGACGACGCGCGGUUGCAGAUCGAGGACGCGUUCGC
Messenger RNA from Mycena citricolor, 4289 nucleotides. The record is from the annotation of a GenBank genome assembly. Lineage: Eukaryota; Fungi; Basidiomycota; Agaricomycetes; Agaricales; Mycenaceae.